Aspergillus steynii IBT 23096 is the source of this 1466-nucleotide messenger RNA. RefSeq names its product Zn(II)2Cys6 transcription factor. Gene Ontology annotation, molecular function: DNA-binding transcription factor activity, RNA polymerase II-specific; zinc ion binding. The record is from RefSeq and is a predicted model, not a curated record. Gene Ontology annotation, biological process: regulation of DNA-templated transcription. Bases 45 to 1466 code for a protein of 473 amino acids. The transcript has a single exon. Lineage: Eukaryota; Fungi; Ascomycota; Eurotiomycetes; Eurotiales; Aspergillaceae.
CUCUCAUUGCCGUACGCACUCUCUCGUGGUGAAUUUGUAAGAAAAUGGACAGUCGGCCACGAGUCUCCAAAGCCUGUGACGCCUGUAGCCGUCGCAAGGUGCGCUGCAAUGGACAACAGCGAUGCCAGCAAUGCGAGCACUUAGACUUGCUCUGCACCUACACCCACAACCAGCUCGGCCGAUCACGAAAGCAUGCUCAGCGUAGGGGUCAGGUCAUCUCGAAAUAUCGAAAUGGUUGUCGCAAGGUUGAACUACAAACGGCCCAACAGACCCCCAUUCCCGCUUCACCCUCGCCAGACCUCUCUUUUUCCAGCGACUAUUUCUACAGUUUGAUUCCGGAAUACAUGAUAUUCGUGUAUCCGUUCAACCCGAUCAUGACGGCGGAAGAGGUAGAAGACUCCAUCGGCAGGAUGGGCACCGACAAGGAACACGCAGCAUUUGUCUACGCCUUUGCUGCGGGCACGAUCGACCUCACGCAAUCAACCCAUGCUACGUCUAUAACAUCUAGCCAGAUAUCUGAGCUAGUGCGCAGAUCUAUCGAGGUCCAGCAGCCACUACUGCCGGGAUUCCGCCCGUCCGUCCUCCGAGCCAUGACGAGCAUCCUCAUCCAAAUGUGUUUCAUGAGCCUAGGCCAGCAUGAUCUCGGUUUCUUCUAUCUCCGCGAAGCCAUCAGCAUGACACAUAUCCUUCGCGUCGAGGAUAAGGCCGUCCUCGCCAGUCUCAGUCUCGCAGAGCGUUCCCGCCGACAGAGACUCUACUGGCUGUGCUUCAUCCAUGAGCGGUUCAUGUCCAUCGUGCACUUCACGCCGGCGACUCUGUCCCCUCACGCAGUUUUCCCGGAGAUAGACCCUGCCCUGCCGGUCGGGAUUUCACAGGGCUGGACGCAAGUGAUCAAGACGUUCCUCCUGCUCGAACCCACCUUCAUUAGUCUGUGGAUCGGCGACCGCACUCACGUCACGGCCACCUGGGUGGAACAGAAAUACCGCGAAUUAGACGACACGCUCUGGGAGCUCGAAGUGUCCAUGUUGUCGGAAAUACAGCAGGCCGAUCUAGUAAUCACUAGGCAGUGGAUGCGUACUCUGCUCUGGCAGAUGGCUAUGUCGAAUUGUCUUCUGUCGUCGCAUGCGUCUUGUCCUUCUCUGUCGCUGGAACUGCCGCUGCGAUUGUCAAGUCAGUUGAGACAAUUCUUGACGAAGAUCUCGCAGAAUACAAUCCGUGUGCAUGGCUCGUCCAUCCUGAGCAAGUUGUUGGAAAUUAUUAAUACCAUCGCUGAUGUGGUGAUUCAUCUGCCUCAGGCGACGUUGGAAGAAACGACGAGCCGGAUCGAGGAUAUUGUGUUUAUGAAGACGGUGGUAUUCUCGUUUCACAAUCUGCAGCAGGUCUGCAAGAAUAUUCUGAUCGAGAAAUUCCAGGUCAUUCGGGACCGGUUUCCGGGGAUUGAAGUCGCAUCGCAGUUGGCCAUGUAG